Molecule: messenger RNA, 493 nt
Organism: Limulus polyphemus (Atlantic horseshoe crab)
Lineage: Eukaryota; Metazoa; Arthropoda; Merostomata; Xiphosura; Limulidae
Exons: 2
Source: RefSeq, a predicted model, not a curated record
AGUCUUAAUGAGUAGAUUUGUAAUUCUGUUGUAGCGAACACAAUUGGCAGCAGCCACUCCUCCAGCUCCUCCUGUAGUUCAACAACAAAGAAUGCACACUCACAGCCCUGCAAUGGCUUUAUCUCAGCAACCUAUGAUUCCACCUUUGGGUCAUCCAACAUUAACCAUGCCACCCCAAUAUAUGAUGUCAUCUCCAGGAAGUAUGCCACUUACUCCACAGAUUCCACAAGCAGCAGGAGUUCCUCAGGCUUCAAAGUUUAGCAGAAAAUCUCUCCCAAUGACAAUGCAACUACGCCAUGAUAUACCACCAUCUGUUCAUGUUGCUGCAGCCACCGGUCAACCAAUCUUAGCCCCUGCUGCUAUUUCAACUCCACCACAGCUUACCAUGCCUUAUUCCUCUCAGGGAAUGAUUCCAACAGGAGGCCCACCACAACCUGGCAUCUCUUACGCACAGGUAAUUUCAUUUUGUCUUUGCUAUGUUGAAAUAAAAGCU